AUGCGCUUUGAUGUGCCAACGAAUGAAUUGGUAACAAUAACAGAGCAUCGCUUGAUAUUCAUUUGUGGGCCGAAAGGUUUGGUUUUGAGUGAUGUUUUGCAGCAUCACCUUGAGAGGCUCAAUAGCAGCCAACCUCCCAGACUUCCCUGGAGUCCAUGCACGCCAUUGACUGAGGAAAUAUCAAAAACAGGAAAGGGUCUGGGUUUGUUCUCCUUGUACAGAGGUCGCGGACAUUUACCUCUUCAGGGUUGUGGUAGCCGUCCGUCACCACUGUUCGCGACGGACGAGGUGACUGUGGAUCCCGUCACUGGCACUCGUUCAUGCGUGGCAGAUCCCAUGUCCAAAUCACCUAUUGGGUUUGUUUGUGAAGGCAGCAUUGAGCCUGAUGGUUGCAUGAGGUUCCUCAUUGACCAGAAAGGCGAAGUUGUGACUGCUGCUGCACCACGCCGUUACUGGGAUUUCAAUAACUAUAGGCCCUGGGUGAUAGCACGAUAUUUUAAUGACCUAGCAUUACCACCCAUCAAUGGCGAAUGUAGGUGCAUCGAUCCCGAAACAGAGCGGUUAAAGGUCAGGAUAGAGAUCCGUACGAAAACGGAUUAUCUUUGUGACAUUUCCAGCAUGAUCGAACGCAACCGCACAAGUCCUAUCAGUGGCCCUUGGUGUUCCGUGGUUCUUCAUCCAGGCAGCACAUUGACCAUCAGGUUCCCAGCAGAGGAUGUAGUUACAGAGCAUUCCCACGAGAAUUCUCUGCCUUGGAGAUUGCCCCAAAAGCUGCCCGCAGAUGCAUUCAAAGCUGAAUUCCUGCCGAAGGAUUUGAAUACACUGAAACAAAGCAAUGCUUAUAAAGGAUUUGAUAUUUAUGAAGAAGUCUCGUACCACGAAGCGAUUGCUGGCGAUGCCCUCGAAUUGGAUGUUUUACGAAUGUCACAGGGAGAGGUUAUGCUGAAGUAUAACCCGGAUAAACCUCUUGCACUACGUGAAGGAAAAAACUCGUUCUUAUAUCACUGGAGAUUGAAAUCUGAGAACGAGGACGUUCCAGAUAAGGUACGUGCUACCUUAAAAGUGUCCUUUGCGUUUACUCAUAAACACGAGAUCUUUGGUUGCGAUUCGAGGCAAGUGAAGUUAUUCGACAAAGAUAUUAGCCGCCGGUAUUGUUCAACCAAACGGAUGGGAAAUGGUAUAGGUGAUACCUAUGAAUGUCUCUACUAUAACAACGCACACGUAAGUCAGGCUGGCAUUUACUGCAAACCGGACGAGGAAUUGUUGCCAGACAAUUGUGACUCCACAGGAUACGACCUAUACUCAAACCAAAUAAUGCCAUUUCCUGAAUCUGUUCGCAAUGUAACUCUUUACCCCAUUCGAGGAUUCCAGGUGUUCGAAAUGAGGUUCCUAAAGAUCCCUGUCAGUUAUGCUUGUAUCUGUGUUGAUCAACGUGGAUAUGAAACAUCCAGACUUAUUGUAGAGGUCAAUGAUGAGGUACAACAUACGUACAAAGUAAGGUCUAAAGAGAGGUCUCAUAAGUUGCUUCCAUACGUAUCGAUUCCUUGGCGUAAGGUCGGAUUGUUACUAGAAGGGUCCACAUCAACCAGACUUAUUAUGCUGCAGCACAUAUCGAAACAUUCCGUUAGACUACAACUCGGAACAAAGUUAUUAUUGAGAUGUGAAAUUGCUCCUGAGUUGGGAAACGUUGCAAACAGCGCAAAUGUCAUGCUGACAUGGCUACCAAGACAACUUGAUGAAUUUCAUUAUACUGCCGUUCAUGUAUCACUAGGCCGUGAGCUUAUUAGGACAUCACACAAAGACGUAAUGAUUAGCACAAAAGGUGGAUUGGAAGCAGUUUUCCACGAAGACUUGAUAAGAUCUGGAUAUCAAAUAUUAGAGAUUAGAUCGCUUAGGGGCGCUAUCUUGAUCUCCAAAGAUCCAGUUCACACGCAACACGUGCCGAUGAGGUUCGUUUGCGGCAAAGUUCCCGAAACAUCGGAGUUGUCCAUCGUCACCGCUAAUGCGCCAUCUUCAGACGCAUCUGCCCAGCCCAGCACCCGAACUACAGAGUCUUCGCUACGAUACAGUUGGACUAUCGUUAAGGUUCAAGUCGAGACCACGGACCCGUACAUGCAAGGCUGCGGCGUUACGUACUCUUCAGAUGCGUUAUUCAAGCCGGAGACACCCCAACUCUACGAUGCUGACGGCAAACCUCAGUUCGGUUGCAAGAUAGAUCUACAAGAUGCCAGGGAAGCCGCGUUCUACUGCCCAGCACCGUACCUCCUGAACCCACCCAAUUGCUUCAACCAUGUUUACGUCGGCGGUAUGCUGAAGAACAUUCGUGACAUCAGCGAAUCGUUGGUAGCGUCGCGAUCCAACCACUUCGUCAUCCUAAGCUUUGAUGGCUCUCUGGUAGGACCCGGGGAGACGCUGCACCAGACGCCUCCGUUGGAGUGCCGCUGCGUAACCGUCAAGGGAAUCGUUCUCUCCACCAUCCAGAUAGAGAACUACUACUCGAAGUGA
Molecule: messenger RNA, 2505 nt
Organism: Babesia ovata
Lineage: Eukaryota; Apicomplexa; Aconoidasida; Piroplasmida; Babesiidae
Exons: 1
Coding region: 1-2505 (834 amino acids)
Source: RefSeq, a predicted model, not a curated record